Leptopilina heterotoma is the source of this 1368-nucleotide messenger RNA. RefSeq names its product S-formylglutathione hydrolase. NCBI's taxonomy places the organism in Eukaryota, Metazoa, Arthropoda, Insecta, Hymenoptera, Figitidae. The transcript has 5 exons. Gene Ontology annotation, biological process: formaldehyde catabolic process. The coding region runs from base 438 to 1286 and encodes 282 amino acids. Gene Ontology annotation, molecular function: S-formylglutathione hydrolase activity. The record is from RefSeq and is a predicted model, not a curated record. Gene Ontology annotation, cellular component: cytosol.
UUGUUUUUUGACGUUUUUGUUUACUUUUGAGUUUUUCCUUUUUUUUUUAUAAAUAAAAAAUUAAAAUUCACUUAAAGUCAAUGUUAAAUAUCGGACAAUUAACAAAAAAAGUGUUAAUAGAGAUGAAUAAACGAAAUAAAGAAUUCUAAAGCACUUUUUAAUAUUAAAAAUAAUAACAUAAUAAAAAUUUUUUUAGUACAAAAAUAUAUUAUUCUUUGAAUUAUAAUUACAAGUGUUUAAAAUUGCGGGCAAUUUGCCCUAAGGGUUUUUUUUAAGGGCGAGAAGGGGUAAUAUUAUUAUUAUUCUGCAAAGUACCUAUAGUUCCUGUAUAUUCUAUAUAUAUACAGUUUACUCCAAAAGUUUGCCGCCCGGUGUAAUUAUUUUUUUUAAUUUACCGAGUGAAUUAUAAAAAGAGUUUGAUAAGAUAAUAAACAAAGAUGACUGAAUUCGCUUUAGUUUCGAACAACAAAAUUUUUGGAGGAUGGCAAAAAGUUUACUCUCACGAAAGUACGGAAUUAAAAUGCAAAAUGAAUUUCGGUGUUUACUUACCGCCUCAAGCAGAAAGCGGUCCAGUGCCUGUAAUUUAUUGGCUUUCCGGAUUAACAUGCACGGAGACGAAUUUCAUUCAAAAAGCCGGAGCUCAAAAAUAUGCAGCUGAACAGGGAGUGAUGAUUGUUGCACCAGAUACAAGUCCUCGUGGUCUCAAUCUCCCCGGCGAAGAGACUUCCUGGGAUUUUGGCACUGGGGCAGGAUUUUAUGUUGACGCUACCGAGGAACCUUGGAAGAAUAAUUAUAAAAUGUAUAGUUAUGUUACCAAAGAAUUGCCGGCUUUGAUUAACGAAAAAUUCCCCGCCAUACCUGAAAAACAAUCUAUAAUGGGACACAGUAUGGGAGGUCAUGGAGCUUUGAUCUGUUGCUUAAAAAAUCCAGGCCAAUAUAAAACGGUCUCGGCAUUCGCUCCAAUUUGCAAUCCAAUAAACAGUCCAUGGGGACAAAAAGCAUUUUCCGGUUAUUUAGGCGAAAAUCAAGAUUGCUGGAAAAAGUGGGACGCCACUGAACUUAUGAAAAUUUACAAUGGACCACCUUUGGAUAUUUUGAUUGAUCAGGGUUCAGAAGAUAAUUUUCUCACUAAGGAAUUAAUGCCAGAGAGUAUUGUACCUGCAGCUCAGAGUAUAAGUAUGCCUUUGACGUUAAGAAUGCAAGAUGGUUACGAUCACACCUAUUUUUUCAUUUCGACAUUUAUCGAAGAUCACAUCAAACAUCAUGCGAAAUAUCUCAAGAAUUAAAAAUACAUUUUUAUUCUAAUUCCAAAUAUUUGUCAAUGACAAACAUUCUGUUUAAUUUUAUCAAAUAAAGAAGAAAAUCUUA